Molecule: messenger RNA, 4141 nt
Organism: Myotis myotis
Lineage: Eukaryota; Metazoa; Chordata; Mammalia; Chiroptera; Vespertilionidae
Gene: RBSN
Product: rabenosyn, RAB effector
Exons: 16
Coding region: 327-3191 (954 amino acids)
Molecular function (GO): metal ion binding
Source: RefSeq, a predicted model, not a curated record
CAGCCUGCCUUCCGGUUUCCGCGCCGCCGCAGGUGCUCCUGUCGAGCGCCGAGCCGCCGAUGGAGAUGGCGUCCGCGGCUGUGUGAGAAACCGUGGAGGCCCAGAGCCUGGGCGGAGACCUGGCCGGGCCUGCGAGCCCGCGGAAGCCCGACCGGGCUUCUCGUGUUCCAGAGAGGAAGCCCUGUCCACGGCCAUGAUGCCACUUCCCCAUCAUCUGUGUGCUGCUGGGUUAAGCUAAUGCUGCGGGAGCCUUGUUCCUUGUGGAGGAAUCAGGCUGACUCUUGACAUGAGGCCCCUGCAUUGUGGGGGUUGAGAGGGAUACUCCCAUGGCUUCUCUGGAUGACCCAGGGGAAGUGCGGGAAGGCUUCCUCUGCCCUUUGUGCCUGAAGGACCUGCAGUCAUUCUAUCAGCUCCAGACACAUUAUGAGGAAGAACACUCCGGAGAAGACCAUGAUGUCAAAGGGCAAAUUAAAAGUCUUGUUCAGAAGGCUAAAAAAGCAAAGAACAGGCUGUUAAAACGAGAAGGAGAUGACCGAGCAGAGUCAGGGGCCCAAGGAUAUGAGUCUUUCAGUUAUGGAGGGGUUGAUCCUUACAUGUGGGAACCCCAAGAGCUUGGUGCUGUGAGAAGCCAUCUUUCAGACUUUAAAAAACACCGAGCUGCCAGGAUUGACCACUAUGUUGUUGAAGUCAAUAAAUUAAUAAUCAGGUUGGAAAAGCUCACUGCAUUUGACAGAACGAAUGCUGAGUCAGCUAAGAUCCGAGCAAUAGAAAAGUCUGUGGUGCCUUGGGUCAACGACCAGGAUGUCCCUUUUUGUCCAGACUGUGGGAAUAAGUUUAGCAUCCGUAACCGCCGCCACCACUGCCGGCUCUGCGGGUCUAUAAUGUGCAAGAAAUGUAUGGAGCUCAUCAGCCUUCCCUUGGCAAAUAAGCUCACCAGUGCCAGCAAGGAUUCUCUGAGCUCCCAUACGAGCCCUAGCCAGUCACCCAACAGUGUCCAUGGCUCCCGCCGGGGCAGCAUCAGCAGUGUGAGCAGUGUGAGCUCCGUCCUGGAUGAGAAGGAUGAUGACCGGAUCCGCUGCUGUACCCAUUGCAAGGGCACGCUGCUCAAGAGAGAGCAGCAGAUUGACGAGAAGGAGCACAUCCCCGACAUUGUGAAGCUCUAUGAGAAACUACAGCUUUGCAUGGAGAAAGUUGACCAAAAAGCUCCUGAGUACAUCAGGAUGGCAGCAUCGUUAAAUGCUGGAGAGACAACCUAUAGGCUGGAACAUGCCAAUGACCUUCGGGUAGAAGUGCAGAAAGUGUACGAGCUAAUAGACGCUUUAAGUAAGAAGAUCUUAACCUUAGGCUUGAACCAGGACCCUCCACCACAUCCAAACACUUUGCGGCUGCAGAGGAUGAUCAGAUACUCGGCUACACUUUUUGUGCAGGAAAAGUUGCUUGGUUUGAUGUCACUGCCAACCCAAGAACAGUUUGAGGAACUAAAGAAAAGGAAGGAAGAGAUGGAAAGGAAGAAGAUGCUAGAGAAACAGGCUUCCCUGGAAUCCCAGCGAAGGCUUGAGGAAAGGCGGAGUGACCUGCCAUCUCGUGCCAAUGGGGAGGUGGUGUACCUUCGAAGGGGCUCUGCCCCCUUGAGAAAGGCUGAGGGCUGGCUCCCCCUAUCAGGAGGUCAGGGGCAGAGUGAAGACCUGGACCCCCUCCUCCAGCAGAUCCACAACAUCACAUCAUUUAUAAAGCAGGCCAAGGCCGCAGGCCGGACAGAUGAAGUGCGCACCCUGCAGGAGAACCUGCGGCAGUUGCAGGAUGAGUAUGACCAGCAGCAGACAGAGAAGGCCAUCGAGCUGUCCCGCAAGCAGGCCGAGGAGGAGGACCUGCAGCGGGAACAGCUGCAGAUGCUGUGUGAACGGGAGUGGGAGCGAGAAAGGGAGCAGUUCCAGGCGGCAUCCUUGCACACACGGACCCGGUCCCUGGACUUCCGAGAAAUCAGGCCUUUUCAGCUGGAGCCCAGCACAGAGCCUUGCACCCACCUUGCUCAUGCUUUGGAUCUGGGUUCUUCACCAGUUCAGAGCAGUGCAACUCCCAAGACCCCUUCACCCAGCUCUGCUCUUGAGCCUGUCAGAGUGUGGUCUGGGCCCCCAGCCCUUGGCCAGGAAUUCUUGCCCCCGAGCACCAUGUCACAGCAACGCGAGGUGCCCUCCCUAAAUCCCUUUGAAGAGGAAGACUCCGCUAGCCCUACAGCGGAGGGCUCUACCAGCCCUCGAGCUGCAGAGCCUUCCUGUGGCCCUCCGUCCCGCAUCCUCAAAGAGUACAAUCCUUUUGAGGAAGAGGAGGAAGAGGUGGCAGUGGCAGGGAAUCCCUUCACUAACUCAAACAGCCCAGCACCCAACCCCUUCAGUGAGGAGGAUGAGCGUCCUGUUCCUGGCAACCCCUUUGAGGAAGCCACCUGUACCAACCCCUUCGAGGUGGACAGUGACAGUGGGCCAGAGGGCGAGGAGCCCAUAGAGGAGGAGCUCCUCCUCCAGCAGAUCGAUAACAUCAAGGCGUACAUCUUUGAUGCCAAGCAGUGCGGUCGCCUGGAUGAGGUGGAGGUGCUGACAGAGAACCUGAGGGAGCUGAAGCGUACUCUGGCCAAACAGAAGGGGGGCUCUGACUGGCCACUGGGCAGAGAACUGACUUCGCAGGACAAAUGGCCACCCCAAAAUCUGGAAAGAGACGACUACAUAGAAAACGAAACAUUUCAGGAAGAGGGUGCUCUAAAGCGAAUCGGGACGUGCUCCCACCCCCAACCCCGUCUCAAAGCACCGACAGCCCAGGACUACAAGUUCCAGGCUACCCUGCGGCACCCGCGUUGGCUGCCGGGAGGAAUCUCCUGUGAGUCUGCGCGGGAAGUGGAAACUGCGCGAAGGAGCUGCGGUGGAAGGUCUGCCGGCGGCGGCGUCUGUUGCUCUGGUCACUCCUCGCCGCUCGCUUCGCGGCUCGACCAGCGCAGCCAUGCCCAUGAAAGGCCGCUUCCCGAUUCGCCGCACCCUGCAGUACCUGGGCCAGGGGGACGUGGUGUUCAAGGACACGGUGAAGGUCAUGACGGUGAAUUACAACACGCACGGGAAGCUGGGCGAAGGCGCCAGGAAAUUUGUGUUUUUCAACAUACCUCAAAUCCAAUACAAAAACCCUUGGGUGCAGAUCAUGAUGUUUAAGAACAUGACACCAUCACCCUUCCUUCGAUUCUAUUUAGAUACUGGUGAGCAGGUUCUCGUGGAUGUAGAGACCAAGAGCAAUAAAGAGAUCAUGGAGCACAUCAAAAAAAUCCUGGGGAAGAAUGAGUGAGUUGCUGGGGUUGACCUGGAGGGGAGCAGAGGUCUUAGCCCAGAGAUUUUGAGAGAGGAAAGGGACAGGUUCUCUGACUGUGAACCAGACACUCACCAGAGUGUGGGCUGGAGAGUCCGUUCCAUCUGACUUGGCUGUUCACCAGACGUGUAACAGUAAGUCAUCCAUCCCUCCUGGUCAGUGGGAAGCUGAGAUGCAGCUAAAAUACUUGCACUGUGUGGCCAGAAACAUACCCGUUUGGAGAUGGUAGGUGACCAACCCUGGGGCCUGCCGUGACACAUCCCUUUUCUCUCCAUGGAGGAAAGAAGGGAAGGGAAAGAAGCGGAAUAUCUUUGAGAAGGCACCUGGAGGCAUUUCCAGGCCCCUUUAUUCUGAUGGUCUCAUUUGUCAGAAAUGGGGCUGCCCCUCAGCUGUCUGAGGGCUGACUAUUCCUGUGCUGGCCUGGCGUGAGUGUGCUUUCCAAGUGCCUCCUGCCCUGGGCCUGACACUGCUCACAUACUGAAGGCCUUCCCUGUGGAGGGCAGGGAUAGGUUUGAGGAGUGAGAAGCGUGUUAGAAGACACAGGAGAUCCAAGUCUCCCCGGCUGAGGAUGGCGCCCACUCCGAGAAGUUCUGUGCUUCGCAGAGGCUCAGAGCACUGUUGCCAACACCUUGUUGCUGUCUGUGCUCUUUGGCAGGGAAACCCUCAAGCAAGAAGAGCAGGAGAAAAAGCAGCUUUCUCAUCCAGCCCACUUUGGACCUCGAAAGUAUUGCCUGCGGGAGUGCAUCUGUGAGGUGGAAGGGCAGGUGCCCUGCCCAGCCCUGGUGCCCUUACCCAAGGA